This is a messenger RNA of Hemicordylus capensis (graceful crag lizard), 2188 nucleotides long. It is a transcript of the gene MSLN, whose product is annotated as mesothelin. Gene Ontology annotation, biological process: cell-matrix adhesion. Gene Ontology annotation, cellular component: cell surface. The record is from RefSeq and is a predicted model, not a curated record. The transcript has 17 exons. Bases 1 to 2166 code for a protein of 721 amino acids. NCBI's taxonomy places the organism in Eukaryota, Metazoa, Chordata, Lepidosauria, Squamata, Cordylidae.
AUGGGCAUCAAUAACCACUUGAAGCAGGGAGGGAUCAAAAACCCCGAAGAGCCUAUUGAGCAGACGAUCUUUACGCGAAUCUGGAUUUGUAUUGUGGAUGGACAGAGCCUCAAAGCACUUGGGAGCUCAGUGGCUGGGCUGAGCAGCAGCAUCCUGGAAAGAGUGCCUCCCAAGGCGGUCCUGGAUGCUGUGAAAGACCCAAGUUUUGCCAAGCAGCUGGAGAAUGUGUCACCCACUCUGAAAAUCGUGCUCGUGCAAAAGCUGAUGGCUGCUGUUGAUCCAUUAAGUGACUUAGUGAAAUACGUUCCUAAUGAACUGGUUCCCUAUAUACCGAAAGCAGUGCUGGCUCCUGGGAGUGAGUUCAACAUUGAAGACCUUAACAGCAAACCAUGGACCCCAAUACAGGCUGCCAUGUUUUUUGAUGAUGUCAUCAAGAAAGUCUCCAGUUACAGCAGCCUGUCCCCCCAUGUCCUGAGCGGUUUCACCUGUGCAGUCGCCAAUUCUUUGGACACUGAGAAAUCCCAACAGCUUGCCAAAGCCAUGAAGCAGAAGAAUGUCAAGCUAAGUGAAGAGCAGUUGAGCUGCCUAGCAAAGAUGGUGACCGCAGGAGGGAUCCCCAAGGAUUUGAACGACUACCCUAAAGAAUUGCUUCUCGUUUUAAGUCCUUCAGAUUAUGCCGUAAUUGGAAGCUGUAAAGAGUAUAUCAGUCGCAUUGGGGAAGCCAAUAUUGAUGUAUUGCAGAAAGGUUCCCCACAACGGACACAGCUGCUCUUGGAGGCCUUGUCCUGUCUGAAUAUCUCUGGCCCCAUUCUGAGCAAAGAAAAUGCACACAUUCUGGGCCACUUGGUCUGUGACUUGAAUGCCAACUACAUUGCAGUAUCUGGCGGGAAUUUCCUGGAGCAGUUAAAUCAGUGCCAGUCCUUCAGUGCUGAACAAGUCCAAGCAAUCCAAGCUCUCCUCGGCAGCGGAAACACCCACUACGGGCCUCCCGAAAAGUGGUCUUCAUCUACCCUGAAGAAACUGUCUGGUUUGCUUCCUGUACUUGAUCACAGCAUCCUGAAAAAAAUCCCCAGAGACGUUUUUACCCCAUGGCUGAGACUCUUCCUGCAUACUUCCCACCUACCAAGAAAACAGUUAGCCUCUGUUGUGGAAAGCCUCCAGUCCUCCAGGCGAAAACGUGCCUCAGCAUGUCCAGCCGACAAAACUGUAACAGAAGAAGUGAUUGGCGAUGAACUGAUGCCGCUCGAUUACACGCCUGAGGAGCUCCGUGUAUGUUUGACGGGCCAGGUCCUGACGGACAAUCUCGGUGUCCUGAUGCAGUAUGCUUUCACUGAUGAACAGCUGGCUGUGAUCAAGCAGAACCUCGAUGAGAUGUAUCCCAGAGGAUAUCCCGAGUCAGUCGUCCGCAAUCUGGGAAGCCUCUUUCCUAUCAUAACCUUGGAUGACAUUAAGAAAUGGAAGAUCACCUCCCCGGACACACUUGCUGCUUUGUUGGAGAAUCAGCCUGAUAACAACCUGGCCACCAUAAUUAUUAAGCAAUAUACCAAUUCCGGAGGCCCCCUGAAUGCCCUGGCACUGGAUGCAAUUGGAUCGAGAUACAUCUGUCUCUUGGAUGUGGAUCAGCUCAAGAAGAUAAAUGAAGUGGCCAUCAGGGAUGCCGACAAACUGGACCCUUCCAAUUGCUCCCAAACCACCAAAGAUAUUCUCUAUCCCCAAGCCAAGCGGGCUUUCUCCGACCGACACAACCAAUUCCCUGAUUAUUAUAACCUGAUCAAGCCAUACCUAGGUGGUGCCCCAGGUGAGGAUCUGAGAGCACUUAGCAAAGAUGGUGUCAACAUGGAUAUCUAUACUUUCAUGGGCUUAAGAAAUGACUCUGUGCUGGAACUAACUCCCGAUAGCGUGAAGGGUUUGAUGGGCAUGAACCUGAAAGAUCUGAAGAGCCAGGAGAACAAUUCCCCUCUCAAGGAAUGGAUUCGCAGACAGAGACAGUCGGAAUUGGACCCACUUGGGCUCACGGGUGGGCUACCGAAUGGAUACAUUAAUAUUACACCCAGAAUUAAUGUACCUCCAGAGACAUCUGCAGCCCCCCUUACCACCAAUGUCCAUGCCCUGCAAGUCUUCUCUGCAUUUCUCCUGACUCUACUGCUGACCUUCUUCCUUUCAUGAAGCUCUCCAGCACUCAAGAGGA